GGCGUUCAGUCGCGACGCGACAGCGAGAGUGGCAACAGCUGCGGCGCAACACGGUCAGAGCAGCGCGGCGCCGACGACAGUCCGGUUGCUGAGUGAUAGUGCGCGUUGGUGCCCCAACUACGGCAGACUCAAAGAAGCAGCGAUGUGCGAUGGCGGCUGAGUGCGCGGCGUGCUGGCUGGCGCUGUGGCUGCGGUUGUGGCUGUGCCUGGCGGUGGGGUCAGGUCCGGCGCUGGCGGUCGUGACGCAGGAGCCGGGGGUGCUGCUGCGACAGGGCGUCGUCUCCGGGAUAAAAGUGAUCACCGAAAGCCGGCGACCAAUCAGCGCCUACCUUGGGAUACCGUACGCCAUCCCUCCCGUCGGAGAGCUUCGAUUUGCGCCACCGACGCCGCACGCCGGCUGGAACGGCACGCUGUUGGCUGGCCGCUACGGGCCCCCCUGUCCGCAGCUGCCGGCGCCGGGACCACCGCUGGCGCCCUACAGUGAGGACUGCCUCACCCUCAACGUCUGGGUACCAGAAAGGACGUGGCAACGGCUGCCGGUGCUGGUGCUGUUGGAGAGCGAGGGCUUCGUGAGCGGCUCGCCGUCGAGGCUACCGGCGCACGACCUGGCCGCCGAGGACCUCAUCGUCGUCUCUGUUUCCUACCGCCUCAAUGUCUUCGGCUUCCUGUGCCUCGAGGACGCCAGCGCCCGCGGCAACCUAGGCCUGCUGGACCAGUACCUGGCGCUGCGCUGGGUCCGCGACAACAUCGAGCACUUCGGCGGCGACCCUUCCUCCGUCACGCUGAUGGGCCACUCGGCGGGCGCCGCCAGCGUCGUCUACCACAUGGUCUCCCCCAGGACCACAGGGCUGUUCCACCGCGCGAUCGUCAUGUCGGGCAGCGUGGCGGCGCCGUGGGCGCGCUCCCGCCACCCGGCCAACUCUUCGCGCGGCAUCGCACGCAGCCUGGGCUGCCUCGCGCCCGACUCGGCGCUCAUGCUGCGCUGCCUCCGGAACAAGUCCGUCGCCGAGGUGCUGCGCGCCUUCGAGGACCAGUACCAGAGCGGCAACUGGACGGACCUGACGCUGCCUGUCGUCGACUCGUUCCUGCCGGAGAGCGACCGCUACUUGCCUCUAGACCCUCUGGAGGCGCUGCAGUUGGGGUCGUACCGACAGGUGCCUGUGCUAACGGGCAUCACCAGUGCCGAAGGGGCCUUCGCUCUCUACGAGUGGGACGACGGAGUGCGGCAGGCGUCGGAGGCGCAGCUGCGGCAGCUGCUGGAGGACAGCGUGUUGCCGCAGGUUGCACGCCGGUACGGCUGGGGGGACAGCGCAGCCGUGCGCGAGGCGCUGCUAUGGCGGUACGCGCCAUCCGGGCUGGCCGCCAUGUUGCAGGUUGUCUCUGACAGCCAGUUUGUAGCACCUCAUGCACACCAGCUGGAGCUUCUGGUAAACAACCCUCAGCCAGUGUACUCAUACUACUAUGAUCAGCCUGGACCAGAUCUGUAUGGAAGCUCUCUCAACAUUACUGGUGCUGCACAUGGUUCAGAAUUGCUACAUCUUCUUGGCCCAUCCCUUAUGCAGCAGCUUUCUGGACGCAGACCAUCUGGGACUGAAGAAAGGUUUGGCAGAAUGAUACGUCAAAUGUGGGCUGAAUUUUCACGAACAGGAAACCCUCUUCAAGAAACUUCAUACAGUUACACAUUCCCAUGGAGGAGAGCAACACCUGAUGACAUAUACAGCCGUGUUCUGACAGCUGGAAACACUGUAGGCACUACUAGAAACCUUGCAAAAACAGCUGCUUUCUGGAACAAGUUAUUGCCUAAACUUGGCAGUAUGGGUCAGUCUCCACCUUCUGCUUAUGAUUCUGGACCACGAUCAGGUUUGACAGACCAGAGUCAACCAUUUCGCAGUGCUGUUUACACUCUGAUUGGCAUUGUUACUGUGUUACUAGUCGUUCUAGUGGUGUGUCUAGUGCUACUUAAACAUCGUUCAAAGGAGCGUCAGAGUGAUUUGUUCUGAAAUAUUCCAACAAAAUAAAGAUCUGAUUUUGCCUUGUAAUAGAACUCUACUUAACAGUGCAACAUCAAACCAAAGUGGUACUCAAUAUGGUAUAUGAUGAUAAUGUUUACAGUUGUUGAAUUUACUAGACAUUAGGAAAAUUAUGACUUGCCUUAAUCUAAAUAUGAUCUUGGACGUGCCUAGGUAGAGUAUAAAUAGUGGAAGGAGUAAAGUUACUACCUUCACUCAUUCCAAUGUUUAUAUCUGUUUGAACUAAGAUGGACAUAUGUGAAGUCGUGCCUUUAGUUCCAUUUUCUACAUUCCUAAGGAAAUAAUUUGUAAUGUGUGGAAGAAAUGUAACUAAAUACAAAAUUAUUUAGUGAUUAUUAUUUUUUUCACUCUCAGUCAGUAAAACUGUUUGUCU
Molecule: messenger RNA, 2403 nt
Organism: Schistocerca cancellata (South American locust)
Lineage: Eukaryota; Metazoa; Arthropoda; Insecta; Orthoptera; Acrididae
Product: carboxylesterase 4A-like
Exons: 13
Coding region: 150-2000 (616 amino acids)
Source: RefSeq, a predicted model, not a curated record